Haliotis rufescens (red abalone) is the source of this 4132-nucleotide messenger RNA. RefSeq lists its product as uncharacterized. The record is from RefSeq and is a predicted model, not a curated record. NCBI's taxonomy places the organism in Eukaryota, Metazoa, Mollusca, Gastropoda, Lepetellida, Haliotidae. Gene Ontology annotation, molecular function: zinc ion binding; nucleic acid binding. The transcript is spliced from 2 exons. The coding region runs from base 2193 to 3596 and encodes 467 amino acids.
GAUAGAUUAAAUGUAGUUAAUAUGUCCUUCAUGUUGUAAGCCUUAACAAACCCAAGCCAUGACGUGCUCAACUGAUUGGCCAAGCUAACCCUCAAAGUUGACCCUUUGUCUCACUGCAUGUUCUCAGUCUGCACACAUUUCCUGCACAGACAAGUUGACAGGUGAAAUCACCUAAAAUCAGGUUAGUAUAAUAUAUAUGUGUAUACUUGUAUGUUAUUGCAGUUAAAUGUUGCAGUAUAUUAAACCUAUAAUAUUAAACUUACCUAAACGUGUUUAAUAUUAUCAUAUUCUCAGUUACAAUCUAUUUAAAUAAAUGUGGUAAACAAGACUUAUAAAUGUAAGCUUUGGUAAUUACUAAUAUAUCACUUUUCUGUCUCUUUAUUCUUGUAUGUAUGAGGAAGAAUGUAUGUGUUGUUUUAUGGAAUAGGCUAUGUUUUAAAUGCUUUUGUGAUCAGUUAUGUAUAAUAUACAGUCUGUACUAUACGGGAUCCGGAGAAAUAUUUUAACGUGUAUGUAAAUAGUUGUAUUAGUCAUUGUUAUAAAAGUAUAUGUUUUAUUCAGAUAUCCGGAAUUAUAAGUUGCGGCGGUAGUCAGGAAGACACCCCAGUCUCACCCACAGGGGUGUAUAUCCUAGAUAUAUAUAAAUAUGACAAAUCCAUUGGCCGAAUAAACGUCUCUCACCCGUAGCGUGUGUUUGCCUAUCGCUCAUUCACUGCCCUGCUACAAAUGGAGCCCCCAGUGAGGACUAUAGUCGCCAUGGAAGGAACGACAUAGAUCGCCAGCAACAUCCACUUUUGAUGAUUUCUUUGAAGUGACCUUUGUGUGACCUUGGACACUGUCACGUGACAUUUGUGUGUUUAUUGUGACUUUUCCAGUAUUGGAUAAUUGCUACUUCAGCUUGGACAUUCCAUUCAAUUCAUGGACAUUCUGAUCAUGUGAGUCCCCAUCAUGUAUUAAUGCAUUGUAUAAAGGUUACAUCCUUUGCUAGCUAGCAUUUAUUUUAAAUUUACUUUGUACCUGGCGCCAGUUCAAUUAAGUUGUGUAAACUGUGACUUUGUUUACGUCACAUAUUUUGUAUUUUGUUCAUGUACAAAGCUUUGUAUUACAGUAGACUUCUUUGUCAGCUACUUCUCAUUAUUCUGUUGGUACCAACAUUAUCUACGUAGCUACAGGUUCUUUAUUAUAUCAUGUGUUUAGUUUAGUUUAGUUUAGUUUAGUUUAGUUCUGUUUGGUAUUGUUAAGUUUAGCUUAGCUUAGUUUAUUUUUGUAUAGUUUUGAUUUAGUUUACCAUCAGCUUUUAGUUAGUUUACUUAUAUAACGGUAUUCAGUGUGUAUGUGUGUAUGAAAAUGGCUUGAUUUCAUUUCUACUUUCUCUUCUUGUUUAAUCAAAUAAAAGGUUAGCAAAUAAAAUUUAAUGGUAUAAACAACAUGUAAGCUAAACAUGUCUUAAUUUACUGACUGUAUGACGACAGACUUUUGCACUUUCUUUGAACAUUUCACAUUUUGAUACUAACAUCCCCUUCCACUCCCUCUGUGUUGUAUGUAGAUUUAGUAUUUAGUCACUUCCUUGGUUUGUAAAUACACUUUGUAAGUAUUGUAUUUUCAACUUGGGAUUUGUCGUAUGCCUAGCAUUAUAUUCAAGUAUAUGUACACCCUGUCGUGUGUGCACUUGUGCUGCGUUUCUUUCUUUUGAACGCCAUGAUAUAACGGGAAUACUGUUUAAACCGGCCUUAAACCUGCCUUACACUAAACUCACUCACUCUUUUUUUUGUGUGAGUAUAUUAUUACACUUUGCCGUCACACGUGCUAUUUGGGAGGGAUUGCCUUUCAGCUUAGUUUGUGUAUUAGUUGUCUGAACUAGACAUUCCACUUGUUUGUCUUUGUUUGCCCUAGUAGUUGGUACAGGUACUCUGUCAUUUACUUGAACUCGCAUUAUCCACUCCACUACACACGUGUAUAGUAGAUAUUUUCUAUUUUGCGUUCUCAAAGCUGUAUUUCUGCAGGAUUGCAACAUGUGUCACGUUGCUUAUUUCAGGCUUCGGUGCAUGUGUCCUUAGUCAUACUCAUAUAGUUACAUGCCAGUGUGACCCUCUAUAUCACUUGGUACUUCCUACACACUCACCACGCGAUUAGUGUUUCACUCAUUUGACUUCCUGGUACCCUUCGAUAUUCCCUCUUUACCUCGUUGGCACAUGGUCUGCUUUUUGAGCAGUUGUGUUUGUUUUCUCUGUCUACUUCUGCUGCAUUCCUUGACCAUGGAGUUCAAGGAUGAGGAGCUGGAAGGCAUGGCCACACUUUUUAAGAAGUUGGGUAUGCAACCGAAGGCUGACACGCCUGAGGAUUUUAAAGCCUGGAUCAAGGACAUGUAUUCUCACCAAGGCCCUCUUACCGGGGAAUAUGAAGAGACAUCUGGACAUCCUACUCAACCACAGACACAGGAUGUUAAGCCCGUAGCUGUAGCGUACCAUCAGUUCCCUAAGCUGCCAUUGUUUAGUGGAGAUUUUCAGGGCAAGGAUGUCUCAUUUGACCUUUGGACUUACGAAGUGGAUUGUCUCUUGAAGUCAACAAUCUAUACACCAGAUGUCAUGGAUCAGGCCAUCAGGCAUUCCUUGAAGGGAGAGGCAGCCAGAGUAGCAAUGAGGUUAGGAUCCAAGGCUUCAAUACAGGAUUUACUGAACAAACUCUACAGUAUUUAUGGAACUGUUCAGCGCAGAGAAGCUCUCUUGGCUCAGUUUUAUAGCGCUUCCCAGGGUGAAGUUGAAGAUGUUGCUACAUGGGGAUGCCGUUUGGAACACUUGCUUUCCAAAGUCACGGAUCACCACGCUAUUCCUUUUCAAGAACAGGAUGACAUGUUGAGGAAUAUGUUGUGGAGUGGUCUUAGGCCAUCAUUGAAGAAUGUGUCCGGCCAUAAGUUUGAUUCUGUCUCCUCUUUUGAUGGACUCAGGAUAUCCCUGAGGGAGAUCGAGUAUGACAUGAAGCAAGGAAGAGAUCCAACACCAUCACCUAGGAAUAGGACUGCUACUGCCAAGAUGGCCUCCGAUUCAGAUACAGUGACGAGGAAAGAUAUUGAUAGUCUGACUUCUGCUAUCCAACAUUUGCAAAGUCAGGUUACAGAUCUGACGACCAAGCAACAGGGGACAGCCUAUGCCUAUCAGCACCAGGCUAUCACCCCAAGUCAACAGAGGGGCAGACGCCGAGGCAAUCUGCCAUUUACCUCUCAGGAAGUGAUUGCACCACCCCAAGGAGCUACCCCAUAUGGAUCCUUCUCACCCCACGGCUUGGAUCAAGGACCAGAUGAUAGAGUCUACGCACCACAAGGUAUUGGAGCUACCGCAAACCCUUACUACAGAGGUACAAGAGUAAACCACAGAGGACAGGGACCUACACUUCCUACAUCUGGUGUUCAGAUAGGUGCACAGAGGAACCCGUAUACACCACCACCUGAGAAGGAUUAUCCUUAUUCUACUAGGUCUCAGGAAGUUACAUGCUUCAGAUGUGGUUACCCAGGACACAUUGCCAUUGGAUGUCGAGUUCGUCUGGACCAUCUUCGUCGCCCUUUAAACUGGCAAGGGUCUAUGGGCAGGGGUCACCACUAGACUUACUUCAGAACCCCAAACAGAGUACCUGAAGGAUUAGUUGGUCAAGCAAAUGAAGAUAACAUCAUGCUUGAUGGUAAGCCAGUUCGAGCUUUACUUGACACAGGAGCCACAGUGUCCAUCAUAUCUGAGUCCUUUUAUGAGGAACAGUUACAGCACAUUGAACUGGAGCCACUCGGUAAUAUUUUGGACAUUGAGUGUGCAGGUGGCGAGACUUUACCAUAUAAGGGGUUUAUUAAAGUGGAUGUAUCCAUCACUGGAGGAGGUGUUGAUGUUGAUGCUGUUCCAUGUUUAUUCCUUAUAGUACCAAGUACCAGAUACAGUGCCCGUGUACCGGUACUUCUAGGAACUAACAUCUUGAACUGCUUAUUGGACAAUUGCCGGAACCAGCAUGGAACUAGGUUUCUACAGAAGGCCCCAUUGCACACCCCGUGGUAUUUAACCUACAGGACUAUUGUGCUUGGAGAGAAGGAACUGGAACGAAACAAGUGGCGACUUGGACUUGUGAGAAGCGCUGAAGACAGGAAUGUCAUGAU